CUUCUUCUAAAUGUACGAAGAUGUUUCCUACUCUUUUGUUUCUAAAAAUGCCCCUUGCCCUUCCAAUAAAUCACUGCCCCACCCCAUGCCCCUUCCUAACCGACAGAAUGAAUCACUCCAACGUAAACGAUACAAACCAACACCCUUUCCCAAUCGAUGCACUGCAACACUCUAAUGUAAACGUUACAAAACAACAGCACCCUCCUCUGCCCUCUGCAAAAGGCAUUACACCAUCCCCAUGUCUGCCCGAUCUCCUCAACCGCUUAACUCCACUAGCAGACGUCCAAGGCUCCACCUACAGAAACAUACCGGACUCAACUCAGGUGCAUUCCAACAGAAAGUCUAGCUUGGUUCUUUGGAGUGUUGGUCAUUUUUCAGUGGCAUUGAUGAGCUUUACUUGUACGUAAUCAGAAGAGAUAAGCUCUAUUAUCCACUUUCUUAGAUGAGGGCUAUGAGCAUUUCUUUUAUCUACACUUUGCCUUUUAUUUUUGUUCUCUUUUGUCGUUACUUAGGCUUGGCGCAACGGUAAAGUUGCUUCAUUGUGACUUGGAGGUCAUGGGUUCGAGUUGUGGAAACAGCCUCUCUGCUUGCAGGAGUAAGGCUACGUACAUCAACUCUUCUCCAGACCUUGCAAUGCCGGGAUCCUCGUGCACUGGGUUUGCCCUUUGCCUUCUCUUUUACCUUACUCUUUUACAUCUAAUUACUAUUGGGUUUUGUUUAUUUGUAUUUUAUGUCAUCCCUUUUCCUUGUCAUCCUCUUAUCUUAGGUUUUUAUAUUUGAUUGUGCUGGUUACCAAAGGAAAAAAAAAAGAAAAAAGAAAAAAGACCAAGGAAAAAAAAAUUAAAAAGAGAAGUCAAAAUUUCCCUUUUAACUUG
This is a messenger RNA of Rhododendron vialii, 875 nucleotides long. RefSeq lists its product as uncharacterized. Bases 21 to 407 code for a protein of 128 amino acids. NCBI's taxonomy places the organism in Eukaryota, Viridiplantae, Streptophyta, Magnoliopsida, Ericales, Ericaceae. The transcript is spliced from 2 exons. The record is from RefSeq and is a predicted model, not a curated record.